AUGCAAUCUGUUUACAGGCUCUCUGGUUUUGGAAUCGGAAUCCAUCUGUUGCAGUCGGAGGACCCCAAAAGUAUGCCGAAGAAGACUCAGAUCGACCCUAAAGACAACCACAUCUCUUUCCAGUGCGAUAGCAUGGGGGCAUUGGAGAAGAAGCUGGAGGAGAUGGGUGUGGACUACGUGCGGGCGAGAGUAGAGGAAGGGGGGAUCCAGGUGGAACAGCUCUUCUUCCACGACCCCGACGGGUUCAUGAUCGAGAUUUGCAACUGUGACAGCCUCCCCGUCGUCCCAUUGGCCGGCGAGGUCGCCCGGGCCUGCUCCCGGGUCAACAGCCUCCAGACGCUGCAGCCUCGGGUCAAGCAGGUGCUGCAGCAGUAAAUAGCAUCCGGUC
This is a messenger RNA of Rhodamnia argentea, 388 nucleotides long. RefSeq names its product glyoxylase I 4-like. The coding region runs from base 1 to 375 and encodes 124 amino acids. The record is from RefSeq and is a predicted model, not a curated record. NCBI's taxonomy places the organism in Eukaryota, Viridiplantae, Streptophyta, Magnoliopsida, Myrtales, Myrtaceae. The transcript has 2 exons.